Messenger RNA from Acaulospora morrowiae, 484 nucleotides. Lineage: Eukaryota; Fungi; Glomeromycota; Glomeromycetes; Diversisporales; Acaulosporaceae. The record is from the annotation of a GenBank genome assembly.
ACGCUUCUUAUCAAAAUGGUCUCCCGCUACAUUAGGCACCUUCAGGCUACCUGAUAUAGAUAAUGAGCCUAUGAAAAGUUAUCCACCAGCUAGCGAGGAUCGCGUAAAGCUUCAAACUGCAUUAAAGGAACUUCGAAAUGAUGCGCCGGUCGAAAUUCCCGUUUUCGUUAAUGGAAAAGAGGUUUACACUGGAAAGAUAGCAGAACAAAGGAAUCCGUCAGAUCAUAUUUCCAUAUUAGCGAAAUAUCACGAAGCCGAUCCAUCAGUUGUCAAAGAAGCCAUCGAAGGGGCACUGGCUAUUAAGCCUAUUUGGGAAGCUUAUCCAAUAGCCGAUAGAUCGGCUAUCUUCUUGAAAGCUGCUGAUUUGGCGGCUGGUAAAUACCGUUAUAAACUUUUGGCUGCUACAAUGCUCGGACAAGGCAAGAAUGCAUGGCAAGCUGAAAUUGACGCAGCAGCUGAAACGAUAGACUUUUGGCGAUUUAAU